AUGCAACGUGCUCCCGCCAGUGGAGGCCAAGCGGGCCUUGUGGCAGCGGUGGAGCCCACUGCGGCAGAGCGGGUUGACCAUGUUGGCAAACUUCUCGCCGAAUAGAAGCCCUGGCCCGCCUUUCUGCACCUCGCAGCUCGAGCAACGGAAGAGUGGGAGGCUUGCCCCAGCCCCGUACAUGAGGCUCUGGCAUGGAUGGCGAGAGCUACGGUUGGGGUGCUUGACAUUGCGAGCGCAGGGCCCUUAGUGCCUGUAUGCCAGGCAUUCAAGGGGUUGAUCGAGGCUGCAGAAGGUGCAGCGGAAUCCCACGACAAGCUGAAAAGAGGUUGAUAUCCCGGUGCGCUUUCCCUCACCACCGUCUUAAUUCAGCAUGACCGAGCGGUUGGUCCGCUCGCCCACGUGCAGAAGCCCAUGAAAGACUUUGUCAUCACGACCAACAAUCUGGCGGCCUUUGCGGCGAAGUGGACCAAGGGCGGCAUGUGCAGGGCGGUUUUGAUCCACCGCAGCGACCGGCCCACUCUCACCGACUUCGAGGAGGGUCUGCGCACCAUCAGCAACGACAUCGCCUCGGGCUGGAGCAUCACCAGCUCUUGUUGGCCGUGCAUCGCCAGUUGCUCCCUCCAACGUUGCCGGCUAUGGCCUCGGUACCUCGAAGCGCGAUCGCCCUGACCGAUGGCCACAUUUCACGGCCUUCGUUGCUCGGGAGCGCCGUCGAUUACCUCACGAGCACGGCUGUGGGCGACGUGCCCUGUGUGCUGACCGGCAUAGCCGGAGCGGGAAAGUCGGUCCUGGCGUCCGCAGUUGUCCGAGAUGAGAAGGUCCGCGAGCGCUUUCAUGCGGGCAUAUUUUGGUGGAGGGUGGGUCGUGACGCGAAGAAUCAACCCCACGAUUGGUUGGAAGGGCUUGCGUUGCGAGUGGCGUCAACGUCAGGGACUACUGCCCCCGGGCUUGGCAGCGUGGGAAAAGUGACGCUUUACCUGAGAGCGGUAUGAGCCGACUCCGUGUCACCGCGCUUGUUAGUGCUCGACGACGUGUGGGAGCGGGAGAUCGUUGGCACCCUGAAGCUGACGGGUCUGCAGCUGCUCGUAACCACGCGCGACCGUUCGGUGGUGUCGAUGCCGGGAGAGUGCGUGGAGGUGAGGGAUAUGCAGGAGGACGAGGCCCUGGAGGUACUGAGAGUCGGCUGCGGGGCAUCCGAGAAUCUCGAGUUGCCGCGUGCUGAGGCGUUGCAGGUCGUGAGUGACUGUGGGAAGCUACCACUCUCGCUUGGCCUCGCCGCACCGCUGCUCAAGGGUCCCCCACAAGAUCCCAAGUCCUGGCGAACUUUGCACGGGGCUUUGAACAAAGCGAUGACAACAAGGCUGGGGAACGACUGCAUAAUGUCCGUAUCGGAAAGAGUAGAUGCUGUCUUGGAAGUGAGCUUGGGCGCCAUGGCAGACGACCCAGCCAUGCGGAAAAGAUGCCUGUUCCUUGCGGUACUCGCCCCGGGGACGUUGGCACCGUCUGACAUGCUGGAAGAUUUGUGGGACGAGGUGCGGUGGGAGAUAUUGGCGGAGCAACGGGAGUAGUGAACCCCGUGCGGGAGCCAUCUGUUACUGACCGUUUGGUUUUGUUGUCGCAUUGGUGCACAAGCGGGCACGGCCUGUCUUGGUUCAACGUACAGGGAGCGUGUGCAGGUAGUGUGUUGCUAUGAAGUAUUGCCCUCUGUAUUUUCCCUGCGCUUGUUUUUGAUAUUUGGGAAUACGACACGACAGGGUAUACCCUGGUCG
Messenger RNA from Ectocarpus sp. CCAP 1310/34, 1769 nucleotides. NCBI's taxonomy places the organism in Eukaryota, Phaeophyceae, Ectocarpales, Ectocarpaceae. The record is from the annotation of a GenBank genome assembly.